AUGGCGGACGUCGAAGCAUCUCCUCUCCCCGAGCGCAAACAGCGUAAAUCCGUCGCUUUCGAUACCGAACAAAUAGUAGUCGACGCCGACGGCUCAGUCACAAUGGUCAACGCUACCGACGAACCCAAGGAGACAGCCCAGUCGCACACGCCUCGUACGCCGCCGCUUUCUGCAGCACUUGAAUCUUUCAAUACUGAUGCCCCUUCUCAAGCCGGAGCCGAGGAUGCGACCACCCCCGUCCCCGAUGCCACCGAAGAUGGUGGCCUCGACCUUACCAUGAAGAAGAAGAAGAAGAAGAAGGUCGCCAAGGAGGGCGAUGAUGCCGAGGAGGCCCCCGCCGGCGAGGACGGUGGCCUCGACCUGACCCUGAAGAAGAAGAAGAAGAAGAAGGUUCCCAAGGAGGGCGAGGAGGACGACUUCGCCGCCAAGCUCAAGGCCUUGGACCUCGAGGGCAAGGAGGGCGAAGCUGGUGAGGCUCCCGCCGCUGGCGAGGCUGACGAGGGUGACAUGGACGCCGGCACCGGCAUCUGGCAGCACGACGAGACCAAGGCCCUCAGCUACAGCCUGCUGCUCAACCGCUUCUUCCACCAGCUGUCCCAGAAGAACCCCGACCACGCUUUGAGCGGCUCCAAGAGCUACAAGAUCCCUCCCCCGCAGUGCAUGCGUGAAGGCAACAAGAAGACCAUCUUCGCCAACAUUGCCGAGAUCUGCAAGCGCAUGAAGAGAACGGAGGAGCACGUGACCGCCUACCUGUUUGCUGAGUUGGGUACCAGUGGUUCCGUUGACGGAAGCAGACGUCUUGUUAUCAAGGGUCGUUUCCAGCAGAAGCAGCUCGAGAACGUGUUGCGCAAGUACAUCAUCGAGUACGUCACCUGCAAGACCUGCAAAUCUGCCGACACCGAGCUGUCCAAGGGAGAGAACCGUCUGUACUUCAUUACCUGCAACUCUUGCGGUUCGAGACGUUCCGUUACUGCCAUCAAGACCGGUUUCUCCGCCCAGGUCGGAAAGAGAAGAAAGAUGCAGGGUUAA
This is a messenger RNA of Colletotrichum chrysophilum, 1029 nucleotides long. RefSeq lists its product as uncharacterized. Gene Ontology annotation, cellular component: eukaryotic translation initiation factor 2 complex. Gene Ontology annotation, molecular function: translation initiation factor activity; mRNA binding; translation initiation factor binding. The record is from RefSeq and is a predicted model, not a curated record. Bases 1 to 1029 code for a protein of 342 amino acids. The transcript is spliced from 3 exons. Lineage: Eukaryota; Fungi; Ascomycota; Sordariomycetes; Glomerellales; Glomerellaceae. Gene Ontology annotation, biological process: formation of translation preinitiation complex; translational initiation; formation of cytoplasmic translation initiation complex.